This is a messenger RNA of Coffea arabica (coffee), 1285 nucleotides long. Lineage: Eukaryota; Viridiplantae; Streptophyta; Magnoliopsida; Gentianales; Rubiaceae. The record is from RefSeq and is a predicted model, not a curated record.
AUGCUCGGUCACCAGACUAAAGUGUCAACUCUUCGAGGCAUGAAGAGGAAAGCUCAACCAUCACCACGACAAGAUUCUCUGUCUGGGGAACCUGGCCCUAUAUUGGGCAAUCUUAAUCUGGACCGUUCUGAUUUCUCUACUAUGGGUUUGCAGAGGGAUGGGUCAACACCUUGCAGUUCAAUUUCUGACAAUGUGCUCAUAGCACAUGAGGUGCUAGAGUUUUUAAGGAAGGCGAAGAAGGGGAAGACCUAUCUGGCUGCCUUAAAGCUCGAUAUCAGCAAAGCUUAUGAUAGGUUUGACAUGCAGUUGGUUCUUGGUGCACCUCAAGUGCCAUGUUACUUUAGUUUUGGUGAUUCUAUAGCUGAUAAUGGCAAUAACAAUAACCUCCCAACAAUAGCAAAGGCAAAUUAUCCACCUUAUGGGAUUGAUUUUCCUGACGGCUCAACAGGAAGAUACACCAACGGUCGAAACAUUCCUGACUUUAUUGCUCAGCUCCUCGGAUUUGAUAAUUUUAUCCCCCCAUACGCAACUGCAAGAGGACAGGACAUUAUCAAAGGUGUAAAUUAUGGUUCUGGUGGAGCUGGAAUUCGCGAUGAGACAAGUUUUCAGCUGGAACCCAAGAUAGAGAACGAAGGAAAUCUGAAGAUGUCAUGCUCAAGCAGUGCUGGUGGAAGUACUGAAGAUCUAAGGUACCAAUACCUAUUUUGUUCAUGUGGGAGAAAAGCAGUGGGUAAUUUGGACAUUUUGCCCACGAAUCGUUACGGUGGGUGUUUUCCGUCUAUUUGCCAGUUCAACCCAAACCACAGGGGGUUUAUGUAUAGCUUUUUGAACGAUGGGGGGUUAUGUGGUUUUUGCGAAAACCACAAGGGGCUAAAAUGUAAUUUGCCCGCAGUUCAAAUACUUAAUGACAGACUUAAACCACUUGUAGAUGACCUUAAUUCACAAUUAGUGGGCGCAAAGUUCAUCUAUUUAAAAACUAGCAGCAUUCAGUCAGGAGAUCCAACAAGUCUUGGCAUACAAUUUUUCACUGAACCCUGCUGCCAAGUUGAUUCAUCAACUGGACUCUGCAUUCUUGGAAGUACUCCGUGCAGCAAUAGGACCCAGUACGCGUUUUAUGAUGCCAUACAUCCUACCGAGACUGUGUAUCAAGCUUACUCGAUCAGAGCCGUUGAUUCAGUUCUGCCCUCGGAUGCUUAUCCAAUGGACAUUCGCCACCUUGCUCAACUAUGAUGAAGUUUUCAAGUAAUCUGAUGUAACUCAUGUCAUAUCUCGUUUCAAACUUAUU